UUGCUCUUUACAUAGGAACGAGGUUGUUAUGUUUCCCAGAAGAUGGCGGGCUGUGAUAUUUCUGUGCAACCCGUAUCUUCACUCAUAGACGACAAAGUUAGAAUCGUUGCAUCUGGACUUCAACCAAAACAGAAUAUUACGCUUGAGGCAAGGAUUGUUGGCGACAAAGGUGAAGUGUUUGAGUCACACGCUCACUUUAUUGCUGAUAAAGAUGGCGAGGUUGAUGUUUGCCGUGACUCGUCUUUGGGAGGAUCUUACAACGGAGUUUCACCCAUGGGAUUGUUAUGGAGCAUGAAACCAGCACCGGGACAGAGAAAAGGAACUCGACUGAUGAAAUCAGAUGUUACCAAACCGUACAACAUCGUCUUGAACUGUUUUGAUGACCAUGUGACUCCAAGCGAAUCUUCACUGCAGCCCUUGUCAAGCGUGACAUUUCAGAAAUGGCACAUGGCCGAAGGAGUGAAAAGAAUUCCAGUGAGAGAAGGACGAAUCCGUGGGGCACUUUUCAUUCCCCAGGGAGAUGGACCUUUCCCUGGUGUGAUAGAGAUGCUGGGUGGCGCUGGAGGACUUGUGGAAUUCAAGGCUUCCCUUCUGGCUUCUCAUGGAUUUGCAGCUCUUGCAUUGGCCUACUAUUCUUAUGAUGAUCUACCAGAUUUUACACAGUGUGCCAACAUGGAGUACUUUGAAGAGGCGGCUAACUGGCUCAGUAGUCAUCCUAAAGUCUUGCCGCAUGGUAUUGGCGUUCAUGCCAUUUGCGUUGGAUCAUGGAUUGCUUUGUUAAUGGCAAGUCUAAGAAUGAAUGCCAUUAAGACCGUUGUGGCUAUUUCACCUUUUGUGUCUUGCGGUGUACCUUUUCAGUAUAAGGGGAAGGUCUCUGAGGUAUUUCCUCUUGAAAAUACCAAGAACAUAUUGACGGAAGAUGGUAGCAUCUGGCGUCAUUCUUUUUCAACAGUCACGGAUUGCAAACCCCAAGUUUCUAAAUACCCUGCCAUCAUACCAGUUGAAAACAUUUCCUGUCCUGUUCUGUUAGUCUUUGGAACAGGAGAUCUUAAUGUUAAUUCUGACUUUGCUACAGAACUGAUUUUUGAUCGCUUGAAAGCCCAUGGCAAGGAACAUUUGUGUUUUAUUUUGCGUUAUCCCGAGGCGGGACAUCUCAUUGAGCCGCCAUACACUCCACACUGCUAUGCUUCAUACAGCAAAUCUACUGCCAAAUCGCUGGGUGACAGCAACCUAGUGUGGGGAGGAGAGAUGGGUGCUCAUGCUAAAGCACAAGAGGACGCCUGGCCAAAGAUCUUAAGUUUUCUGCGAAGAAAUCUUCAGCACUCCUGUAGUUUAUAGUACGCAGCUAAGAAUUAAGAUUAAACAUGCAUAUUAAUACGAAGAACGAUUUUCGUGAGAACUUCGUAUUUAGGCGGGUACCGAUGAGGUCGUGACCCGGGGGAAACGUCCCAUACACGGUGGCUUUCGUGUAUUUUUUGUUUAAACAAAAUACACGUAUUAUAAAUUACAGUUGUAAAGAACUGCGCUAUUACACUUCAUAUACAUACACCAUCAUGUGUUACUUAGAGUAGGAAAACGAAAGAAAAGAAAAGAUUUAGUUAAUUAUGACAACACACAUUAGCGACAAUAAAAUCCAAAAGGAAAAAGGAGAAUUGAAAAUGAUAAAUAAAUAAGCAAAACAAAAACAAAAACAAGGAUUAACGCGAACAAAGGAGAAGAGGACCGAUAUUUCAUUUCUACUCUUGAUUUUAAUUCAAGUAACUUUGUCUGUGAGGAUUGGAGAGGAGUAUAGUCAUGAAGAUAUUAUGGAUCAUCGCAGUUAUGCACACAACUUACGCAGUUCAGUGAAAAAAAUUCAGGCCUGAACGGGAUUCGAACCCAUGACCUCGGCGAUACUGGUGCAAUGCUCUACCAGCUGAGCUAUCAAGCCAACUGGGAGGUGGUCACUUUGUGAUUUCGUAAUAUAUCUGUAGAAGGGGAAGAAUACAAGUGAAUAUAUGAAAGUUCGUAUAUUUGAACUGCGGAGAAUGAUAUGAAGAUAUUAUUGAAGAUACUAUACUUGACUAUAGUGUAGUCAUGUUACAAUGAACGCAUUAAUUUACUACAAGAGAAGAGAAUCGUAAGUUCCUUGAUGUUCUCUUGUUUGCUUAUUAAGUUUCAACUUUCUAUUUUGUUUUGACGGUUGGUUGAAGUCGUAAGCAAAAAUGUUUUCCGCGGGAGAUAUGAACGAGCCAAAAGGCAGAGGGUGGGGCUGAGAAUUACAAAAAUAGACUUGUAUUUAAAAUUGAUUUUACAAACUAAGUGCGAUUUUGAGACCGCA
Orbicella faveolata is the source of this 2320-nucleotide messenger RNA. RefSeq names its product bile acid-CoA:amino acid N-acyltransferase-like. The record is from RefSeq and is a predicted model, not a curated record. Gene Ontology annotation, biological process: fatty acid metabolic process; acyl-CoA metabolic process. NCBI's taxonomy places the organism in Eukaryota, Metazoa, Cnidaria, Anthozoa, Scleractinia, Merulinidae. Gene Ontology annotation, molecular function: fatty acyl-CoA hydrolase activity.